GCGGCUCCGACUCCGGACUCUCCGCGCCGCCACCGCCGCCGCCACUUGGGCCCCGCACGCCGCCGGCCGGGCCCCAGCCCCAGUCCUAGCCCCAGCUCCGGAGCCGCAGCCCCUCGCCUCGCCCCCGCCCGGCCGGCCCGGGGGCGCGCAGGGGGCAGGGCGGGCGUCCCGGCCAAGCCCGAGGGACGCGCGCGCUAGGGCCCCUUUGUGGACUUCACGGCUGCCAACAUCUGGGCGCAGCGCGGGCCACCACUGGCCGCCGCGCCUCUGCCUUGCCUUGGGGAGCCGUAGGAGGCGCAGCCCCAAGGCCCGAGACUUCGCUUUGGAACCAGCCCCCCGGGAUGCGGUAGCGGCCGCUGUGCGGAGGCCGCGAAGCAGCUGCAGCCGCCGCCGCGCAGAUCCACGCUGGCUCCGUGCGCCAUGGUCACCCACAGCAAGUUUCCCGCCGCCGGGAUGAGCCGCCCCCUGGACACCAGCCUGCGCCUGAAGACCUUCAGCUCCAAGACCGAGUACCAGCUGGUGGUGAACGCAGUGCGCAAGCUGCAGGAGAGCGGCUUCUACUGGAGCGCCGUGACCGGCGGCGAGGCGAACCUGCUGCUCAGCGCCGAGCCCGCCGGCACCUUUCUCAUCCGUGACAGCUCGGACCAGCGCCACUUCUUCACGCUCAGCGUCAAGACCCAGUCGGGGACCAAGAACCUGCGCAUCCAGUGCGAGGGCGGCAGCUUCUCGCUGCAGAGCGACCCCCGGAGCACGCAGCCCGUGCCCCGCUUCGACUGUGUGCUCAAGCUGGUGCAUCACUACAUGCCGCCCCCGGGCGCCCCCUCGUCCCCCUCGCCCCCUCCAGAACCCUCCUCUGCGCCCUCCUCGGAGGUGCCGGAGCAGCCGCCUGACCAGCCGCUCCCGGGGAACCCCCCCAGGAGAGCCUAUUACAUCUACUCCGGGGGCGAAAAGAUCCCCCUGGUGUUGAGCCGGCCCCUCUCCUCCAACGUGGCCACGCUGCAGCAUCUCUGUCGGAAGACCGUCAACGGCCACCUGGACUCUUAUGAGAAAGUCACCCAGCUGCCAGGCCCCAUCCGGGAGUUCCUGGACCAGUAUGACGCCCCGCUCUGAAGAGUCAGGGCAGGGGUCGGGGAGAGGGGACGCCAGGCCCCUCUCCUCCUCGGCACACGGCACAAGCACAAGAAUCAGCCCGGGAGAGUCCUGCCGCCCUGGGAGAACCGGGGGGUGGACAGGCCCGCGGUGGCCAGCAGACCUGGAAUGUGUUUGAGGGGAGGGGGUGCCACCUGGGCGCUCUUCCCCUGCUCCAGCCUCUGGGGAGAAGCCAGCAGGCACCGCGGGACAAGAGCAACUGCAAGUGGAUUUUCCUCUUCUCUGCUCUCCCUCCACUCCCCCUCCGCUUCCAAACAAGCGGGAGUCUUGAACUAGGAGAACUGCCGGGGAAUUUUCAAACUUUCCAAAGGAACUUGUUUGCUCUUUGAUUUGGUUUCGAAUGGAGCUUUAUACCUGAGCAGGUUGUGGGACUUGGGAAAGGAUGGAGGAGAGAGGGGCCCUGAGGGGGUCCCAGGCCGGCAGCUGGCCAAGGCAAUGGGGCCUUUCCCUGAAGAUGGUGGCGCACCGCACUCCCACUGCAGGGCCAGAGGAGGGUGGGGGCACGCUCCUCUCCCUGGCCCUGGAGAGAGGCGCAAGGGGCUGCCCCGAAGGGGACCAUCCUGGUGCCGUGCUCUCUCACCUUGGCUCUGCCCCCUGGCCCUCUCCCUGGGGACAAUCACCAGAAACAUAAGUCCUAAAGCCCACCUAGUGUCUGAGAGCCCGGGGAGCUUCCCCCGUUUUAAGGGGGAAGUGACAUUUGGAGGGGACAGACAGGCUGGUCAGUUAUUCUCCUUUACCCACUCAUGCCAUACCUUCUUGCACCCCGGGGGGGGGUAGCAUCUUUGACCCCAGACCCAGGAUAGAGAAGAUGGGAGAAGUCUCCUUUGUGCCGCCUGACUUUGUCUGGCUCAGAGAUUUGCCUUAAAUGCUCCUUGUCCCAUGGUUAGGGACUGGCACGGGAGAAGCCACACACGCGGCCAGUCUAGGUGGGGAGGCCAUGGGAUUAGCCCGAGGGCACACACCCCCACCCCACCCCCUGUCCAUUCAGAGCCCUCCCACAGAGAGUGGUUGGGGGGCAGAAAUCCCUGCCUUCCAGAAACCUUACCCCAGUCACAGGUGCCUCGCGGGACCUGGGCUCUGGUCAGGUCCCAUGGCCCUCCCUCCUCACCUGGGGGUGGGGGGAUGACAGGAAGUCACCGAGAAGCGAGGCCGCCUGCCACCCCCAGCUGCCCUGCACUGCGAUAGCACUGAUCAAUGAAAACCUACAGGAACAUAGCAGUGAUGGAGUUACCUGGAACUGUUCUUUUUUUUCUUUUCUUUUUUUGGAAAAACUAAACAAACACACAAAGUUUUCGUGUCAGAUACUGGGCUGGAUGGGGCAGUUGUGUGUUGGGGUGGGUUUUUUCUUUUCUUUUUUUAUUUUUUUUUUUAAAUAAUGUUUACAAUCUGCCUCAAUCACUCUGUCUUUUAUAAAGAUUCCACCUCCAGUCCUCUCCCCCCACCCAGGCCUUCGAGGCUGUCAGGAGAUGCUUGAAGAACUCAACAAAAUACCAAUCCAAGUCAAACUUUGCACAUAUUUAUAUUUAUAUUCAGAAAAGAAACAUUUCAGUAAUUUAUAAUAAAGAGCACUAUUUUUUAAUGAAA
Molecule: messenger RNA, 2733 nt
Organism: Choloepus didactylus (southern two-toed sloth)
Lineage: Eukaryota; Metazoa; Chordata; Mammalia; Pilosa; Megalonychidae
Gene: SOCS3
Product: suppressor of cytokine signaling 3
Exons: 2
Coding region: 421-1110 (229 amino acids)
Biological process (GO): phosphatidylinositol phosphate biosynthetic process; intracellular signal transduction
Cellular component (GO): phosphatidylinositol 3-kinase complex
Molecular function (GO): 1-phosphatidylinositol-3-kinase regulator activity
Source: RefSeq, a predicted model, not a curated record